AAGCCUAACAGUUUUUCCUCAGUUAACUACUCUCUCUCUCUCUCUCUCUCUCUCUCUCUCUCUCUCACACACACACACACACACACACACGCUUUGAGAAAAUUGCAAAACCGUUUUGUAUAUAAACAAAGAAUGUGUUAUUGAUCCAUCAUUUGUGAGAAUGAACACCCAUAUGGAAGUUUACACUAACAAGAAUAAUACUGAAAUGAGUAACAGAAAACGUGGUGCUACUGCAACAAAAAGCGAAGAAACUCUUAACACAGAACGUGAAAGAAGGAAGAAAUUGAAUCAAAUGUUCACUCACCUUAACACCACUGUCCCUACUCUUCUUCCCAAUGCUACAAAGGAAGCGAUUAUAACUGAAACAAUUGAAUACAUUAAGGAACUUGAAAAGAAGAAGAAAAUGUUGGAGGAUCUGAAGGAAUUGAUCAAGAUACCGGUGAUUCAAGGGAGUUUGUUGAUUCCGUGUCGUAAUAGGAAUUGCUCUGUAUCUGUUACUGUUUCUAACAAUGUAGCUUUUUUUGGAAUUGAAUCUGUGGCUAAACCUGGUUUGAUUACUCUGAUUUUGAAGGUGUUUUUCAACAAUCAAUCUGAGAUUUUAGCUGCUAAUGUUUCUGUUAAUGAUGGGAUUUUGAUCUUGGCGAUCACAGCUUUGGUUCAAAGUGGUAAUAGUGCUACUAUUGAGAAGAUUAAGAGAGAAAUUAUGAGUUUGUAGAUUGGAUUAAUGAAUAAUUACUUUUUCAUUUACUUUAGGAAAUUUAAAUGGAGAUUAUGAUAGUAUUAGAACCAUGUAUGUAUGUGGUUAAAAUAGUUAUACUCGGAUGUAGAGAGACACAUCAUGUGGCAUGGAUCAUAUAAUGGUAUACAUAAUAUAGUGUAAUACAUUUAUGCAUUUUCAUAUUGAUGAAUGUUAUGAGCAAAAGUAGCAAAUUAAUUAGAACAA
Molecule: messenger RNA, 943 nt
Organism: Trifolium pratense (red clover)
Lineage: Eukaryota; Viridiplantae; Streptophyta; Magnoliopsida; Fabales; Fabaceae
Product: anthocyanin regulatory Lc protein-like
Exons: 2
Coding region: 161-715 (184 amino acids)
Biological process (GO): regulation of DNA-templated transcription; endosperm development
Molecular function (GO): DNA-binding transcription factor activity; protein dimerization activity
Source: RefSeq, a predicted model, not a curated record